AUGGCUAAUGCUCCAGUGAUUCGUGUGCUGUCCCCUUUGGACUCAUCCAUAGCACACACCUUCAUCGAUCCGAACAAGAAGAUACACGAGUCGCAAGAUGUAUCGGCUUUCCUAACCUCAAAAGGCUAUACUGAUAUCAUGACGUGGAUACUACAACUCAAUCGAUCUAUGUUUCCGCUGAAAUUGCCCGACGACAGUGUACAACCCUGGACUCUCAAUAGCGACACGAUACAAUUUUCCGCUCGGGUUCGACAACUGCAGCGACUUCUCUCGAAACUCGAAGACAUCAUACAGGAGGUCCCACCAGAUACCGGCCCGCGGCGUUUUGGAAAUAUCAGCUUUCGGAGAUGGUGUGAGGUUGUCGAAAGUCGCGCGUCCGACCUGCUGAGAGAAUGCCUGCCGGCUGAGCUCUUACAGAGGGGUUCUGGUGAUGGUACAACCGCGGAGACGGAGUUGAAAGCAUACCUCUUGGGUAGCUGGGGAAGUGGGCAGCGAUUGGACUAUGGGACUGGUCAUGAAUUGAGCUUCCUCGCCUUCCUGGCUGGAAUAUGGAAGCUGAAUGGGUUCCCAAAAGCCGAUCCAGGCGUGGAAGAACGAGCUAUCGUGGUCGGGGUGAUUCAGCCAUACCUAGAACUUAUCAGAUUACUCAUUAAAACAUACACCCUUGAGCCUGCUGGCUCCCAUGGCGUUUGGGGCCUAGAUGAUCAUUCCUUCAUCCCUUAUAUCUUUGGGUCUGCGCAGUUCUCGCCUGCCAUCAAUGACACUGACUUGACCCCUGAAGAAGGCUCACUGCUUAAUGCGCCGGAACCGAGUGCAAUCGCAAAGGCAAAUAUCGUUCAAAAAGAACGCCUAACUAACCUAUAUUUCUCCGCAAUCGGGUUCAUUUACGAUGUUAAAAAAGGCCCAUUCUGGGAGCACAGCCCCAUGCUGUUUGAUAUUUCGGGCAUUCAAGCUGGCUGGGGCAAGAUUAAUAAAGGAAUGAUUAAGAUGUACAACGCGGAAGUUCUCUCAAAAUUCCCCGUGGUACAGCACUUCCCCUUCGGAUCUCUAUUCAGUUGGGAACGUGACCCCAAUGCCGCUUUGCCCCCUUCCACGGUUCAUACAGCAUCCGGUCCUCAGGCACGGCCCGCCGAACCAAAUUCUGGCACUCAGGCUCCCUGGGCCAACGCCGGGGCAAGUAUGCAGGCUACUCCCCCGGGGGGCGCGACCGCAGCUCCAUGGGCUGGAGCGAGGAGAGACGGCUUGCCAAGUUCAAUGCCCGGUGGUGCGACCAGAGUUCCCUCCGCUCUGCCAGAUACUUCCAGGAUGCCUCCAGGCCCUUUGGCACCCACCAGAGCACCGUGGUCCGCACAGCCCCGGCCUUCGCCUUCACAGGCUGGAAAUGCCGAUGUGCAUACAAAGGCUCCCUGGGCUAAAUGA
Molecule: messenger RNA, 1419 nt
Organism: Penicillium paradoxum
Lineage: Eukaryota; Fungi; Ascomycota; Eurotiomycetes; Eurotiales; Aspergillaceae
Product: serine/threonine-protein phosphatase 2A activator
Exons: 3
Coding region: 1-1419 (472 amino acids)
Biological process (GO): mitotic spindle organization
Cellular component (GO): protein phosphatase type 2A complex; cytoplasm; nucleus
Molecular function (GO): protein tyrosine phosphatase activator activity; peptidyl-prolyl cis-trans isomerase activity
Source: RefSeq, a predicted model, not a curated record